CUAUAUAAUUAGACGGGGCUGCUUUGACCUGCUAGAUAAGAGGAAGCCAUUCCUAUUCCGAUUUCUAUAUGUGCAACUCUAUAAAACGCUGAUGUGGCCAAGUCUGGGCAACCAGAGACCAACUGAAGUUCCAAUUGAAAUGAAGUAUCUUUGUCUGUUUGCCAUUCUGCUCUUCCUGAGCCUGUCCAGCAGGCGUUUUUGGGUCCAGGCCAAGCCGGAGAUGUGCCAGCAGCCGCCUUCGAUGGUAGGCAUGGCCCAGGAUGGAGCUGCCUGCAUGGCUUUCAUGCCCGCCUGGACAUACGACGCCUCCAAAAAUGCCUGCUCGGAGUUCGUCUUCGGUGGCUGCGGUGGAAACUCCAACCAGUUCUCCUCCCAAAGUGAAUGCGAGAAGGCCUGCAAGGACUAAGGGGAUCUCGGGCAAACCCAUGCCCUGAAACACUACAGUUUUGUAAGCUGAAAACCAAAACAAAUAGCCGGCAAUCUUGUUUUGAAAACAGGCAAACAAAAUGCAAAAUAAACUCAACUACAAUAUCAA
Drosophila eugracilis is the source of this 535-nucleotide messenger RNA. RefSeq names its product male accessory gland serine protease inhibitor. The record is from RefSeq and is a predicted model, not a curated record. Lineage: Eukaryota; Metazoa; Arthropoda; Insecta; Diptera; Drosophilidae. The transcript has 2 exons. Bases 92 to 406 code for a protein of 104 amino acids. Gene Ontology annotation, molecular function: serine-type endopeptidase inhibitor activity.